AUGUCUGCAACAUUGUUUGAUGAUCUUCCUCCUGAAACAAUCAUCGAAAUCCUCUUAAGACUGCCUGUGAAAGACCUUGUGAGGUCAACUUCAGUCAACAAAACAUGUACCCUUAUCGAAAAAUUCGAUAUUCCUUUUGAGACCAAGACUCAUACUUUGAAAUUAAUUGCUCAGGUUCAUGGAAUUCUUUUAAUUACUGAUUUACAAACUGAUUAUGCUUCGAGGGAGUUGUAUCUUUGGAAUCCUUAUGUUAGGCGACAUAGAGUACUUGUUUCGAGUUGUUAUAAAAAGCAUCUGGAUAACCUGGAAACGACGUGUGCUUUGGGGAUGGGUUUUGACAAGGUCAUGAAUGAUUACAAAAUUGUAAGGAUUAUUUAUGUUGAGGAUGACCGGGGGGAGCUGUUGGGUGAUGUAGCUCCUAAGGUUGAAAUUUUUAGCCUGACGGAGAACGUAUGGAGGAAUAUUAAAAACCCUGGAGUUCCACGACUAGAUAUUGAAGAUGGGGUUUUCGUUGAUGGUUGUUAUUACUGGUUCGAAAGAAACUAUGCCAUAGUUGACCACAGCAGUACUUGUCAUGGUCACAAACUGAGGAUAAUGUCCUUCGAUUUUCAUUCUGAGCUGUUUGGGGAAUUUAACCUCCCCGAUGAUCUUUCCCAAAUUUUGGCAAGAAAUCCCAUAAAUAAGCUUAUGCGGUUUGAGGAUUCACUUGCUCUUUGUGUUCUAGACGAACCACUAAAUAAGGGGGACUCUGGUCUUCCUUAUUGUAUAUGGUUGAUGAGACAAGAAAAUGGUGUGGUCACCUGGACUCUGCGUUUUAGAUAUGUACUUGAAGAGUGCGGGUAUCCUUUAGCCAUUACCAAGAACGGGACCCUAGUUAUAGAGUUAUUUUGCUCAAAGAACCCCGGUUUGGCAACCAUAGUCUUUUGUAACCAGAGCAUGAUUCAUCAAGAUCAUGGAUUUGGUGAAUGUAUGGGUCCAGUAGAGAUUUCAACAUCGGUUUUUAAUCUUUCUAUUGUCGACACUUCCUUUCGAGAGAGUUUAAUCUUGUAUGAGGGAGGAAAAUCGCUGCUGAAAUAUGCAAAGUACUAG
Molecule: messenger RNA, 1089 nt
Organism: Daucus carota subsp. sativus
Lineage: Eukaryota; Viridiplantae; Streptophyta; Magnoliopsida; Apiales; Apiaceae
Product: F-box/kelch-repeat protein At3g06240-like
Exons: 2
Coding region: 1-1089 (362 amino acids)
Molecular function (GO): protein binding
Source: RefSeq, a predicted model, not a curated record